AUGGUUCUCGCCGCUCGUUGUGGGCAGGCCACGUCCUCCCUGCUGCGCCAACGCGGCCUGGUUGAAGCUCGUCAGUCCGUUCUCGGGCUUCGUUCAUUUUCCUCGCCCUCCUCCAUUCGCUCCUCCGCAUCGUCUCUGCGACUGCAGCAUAAGGUUCCGACAUCAUGGCGAUCGCACCAGCUGCGAUCCUUUUCCACUACCCUCAAGCGUCUAGCAACCGAGUCUAAAUACAUUCCUCCUUCCUCCCGAUCCGGCCUCGAUGGUGGAGCUCUAAAUCCGGGCAGCAACCUAGUCGAUGUGAAAAAGGUUCUUGUGAUUGGUAGCGGUGGAUUGAGUAUUGGUCAAGCAGGAGAAUUUGACUAUUCCGGUUCCCAAGCUCUCAAAGCUCUCAAGGAAGCUGGUGUCAAGUCCAUCCUGAUCAAUCCCAACAUUGCCACAAUCCAGACCGACCACAAGGUCGCAGAUGAAGUCUAUUACCUCCCUGUCACCCCGGAAUAUGUCACACAUGUCAUUGAAAGAGAACGUCCGGACGGCAUUCUGCUCACCUUCGGUGGUCAGACGGGUCUGAACUUGGGUGUGCAGAUGAACCGUAUGGGUAUCUUUGAUCGCUACGGCGUCAAGGUUCUCGGAACAAGCAUCAAGACCCUCGAGACUAGUGAGGACCGUGAUCUUUUCGCGAAGGCUCUGAAGGAGAUCGAUAUCCCUAUCGCUGAGUCAAUCGCCGUGAACACCGUCGAUGAGGCCUUGAAAGCAGCCGAGGAGGUUGGCUAUCCCAUCAUUGUUCGUUCCGCUUACGCCCUUGGUGGUCUGGGUUCUGGCUUUGCUGCCAACCCCGAGGAGCUGAAGAACUUGGCCUCCCGUUCCUUGUCCCUUGCGCCCCAGAUCUUGGUCGAGAAGUCCCUCAAGGGCUGGAAAGAAGUUGAAUACGAAGUUGUUCGCGAUGCUGCAAACAACUGUAUCACUGUUUGCAAUAUGGAAAAUUUCGACCCCCUGGGUAUCCAUACUGGUGACAGUAUCGUCGUUGCUCCCAGUCAGACUUUGUCUGAUGAGGAAUACCAUAUGCUUCGAACCGCUGCUAUCAAGAUUGUCCGCCAUCUGGGAGUUGUGGGCGAGUGCAACGUCCAAUACGCAUUGCAACCCGACGGACUUGACUACAGGGUCAUUGAAGUGAAUGCUCGUCUCUCACGUUCGUCAGCCCUGGCCUCCAAGGCCACUGGCUAUCCCCUUGCAUAUACUGCCGCGAAAAUCGGUCUAGGACACAAUCUCCCCGAGCUUCCCAAUGCAGUUACCAAGACUACCACGGCAAACUUCGAGCCCAGCUUGGAUUACAUCGUUACAAAGAUCCCCCGGUGGGAUUUGUCCAAGUUCCAGCAUGUCAACAGGGACAUUGGUAGCGCUAUGAAGUCUGUUGGAGAAGUCAUGGCUAUCGGUCGUACUUUUGAGGAGUCUUUCCAGAAGGCCAUUCGUCAAGUUGACCCCAAGUACCUCGGUUUCCAAGGCGAUAAAUUUGACAACCUCGACGAGGUUCUGCAGAAUCCUACCGACAGGCGUUGGUUGGCAGUCGGCCAGGCCAUGCUCCACGAGAACUACUCGGUCGACAAGGUCCACGAGCUGACUAAGAUUGAUAAGUGGUUCUUGUACAAGCUCCAGAAUAUUGUCGAUUGCCAUAACGACAUCAAGGAGAUUGGCAGUCUCUUCGGUCUCCAGAAGGAGAUUCUCUUGAGGGCCAAGAAGCUGGGUUUCUCUGAUAAGCAGAUUGCCCUUCUUGUCGGCUCUUCUGAGGAUGACGUCCGCGCCCGCCGAAAGGGAUUCGGAAUCAAGCCUUGGGUUAAGAAGAUCGAUACUCUUGCCGCCGAGUUUCCUGCGGAUACCAACUAUCUUUACACGACUUACAAUGCCACCUCCCAUGAUGUCACUUUUGAUGACCACGGGGUUGUUAUUCUUGGAAGCGGUGUCUACCGUAUUGGAAGCUCGGUCGAGUUCGAUUGGUGUGCCGUCAAUGCUACUCUUUCCCUCAGGAACAUGGGCAAGAAGACGGUCAUGAUAAACUACAACCCUGAGACAUACUCCACUGAUUUCGAUACUGCCGAUAAGCUUUACUUCGAGGAACUCAGCUACGAGCGUGUCAUGGACAUCUAUGAGCUCGAGAACGCCAGUGGCGUCGUGGUUUCUGUCGGCGGUCAGCUGCCACAGAACAUUGCCCUUCGUCUGCAGGAGACCGGUGGUGCUCAUGUUCUUGGCACUGACCCCCAGGAUAUUGAUAGGGCCGAAGACAGACAUAAGUUCUCUCAGAUUUUGGACAGCAUUGGUGUUGACCAGCCUGCUUGGAAGGAACUUACCUCUGUUGCAGAUGCCGAGCGCUUUGCUAACUCUGUUGGAUACCCUGUUCUUGUUCGCCCCAGCUACGUUCUCUCUGGCGCAGCCAUGAACGUUAUCUACAGCGAAAAUGAACUCAAGGACAAGCUUCUCAAUGCUAGCGCUGUCUCCCCCGAUCAUCCUGUCGUUAUCACCAAGUUCAUUGAGGGUGCACAGGAAAUCGAUGUCGACGCUGUCGCUUCCGGCGGUAAGCUUCUUGUGCACGCCGUCAGUGAGCACGUUGAGCCUGCUGGUGUCCAUUCCGGUGACGCUACUCUCGUCCUUCCUCCUGCCUCCCUCGACGAGUCCAUCCUGGGCCGUGUUAAGGAGAUUGCUGAGAAGGUCGCGAAGGCCUGGAACAUUACCGGUCCCUUCAACAUGCAGAUUAUUAAGGCUGAUCAGGAAGGGGCUGAGCCUCAGCUGAAGGUCAUCGAAUGCAAUCUUCGUGCAUCUCGGUCCUUCCCGUUCGUCAGCAAGGUGCUGGGCACUAACUUCAUUGAUGUUGCCACCAAGGCACUUGUUGGCCGCGACGUCCCCGAACCCGUAGAUCUCAUGAAGGAGAAACGCGACUAUCUCGCUACCAAGGUUCCUCAGUUCAGCUGGACCCGUCUGGCUGGUGCUGAUCCUUUCCUUGGCGUCGAGAUGGCUAGCACUGGUGAGAUCGCUUGUUUCGGAAAGGACUUGGUCGAGGCCUAUUGGACUUCCCUUCAAUCCACGAUGAACUUCCGUGUCCCCGAGCCGGGUGAGGGAUUGCUGUUCGGUGGUGACAUUACCAACCCUGCUCUGUCCAAGAUCGCCGAUUAUCUCCAUCCCCUUGGCUACAAAUUCUUCGCUGCCAGCCCUGAGGUCAAGAAGCACCUCGAAUCCGCUACCAAGGACCAUGUAUCCGUGCAGGUGAUCGAAUUCCCCAAGCAGGACAAGAGGGCUCUCCGCCAGGUGUUUGAGAAGUAUGACAUCCGGGGUGUCUUCAACCUUGCUAAGCACAGGGGAAAGACUCUCCUCGAUGAGGACUACGUCAUGAGACGAAAUGCAGUGGACUUUGGCGUGCCACUUUUCAUGGAACCAAAGACCGCUCUUCUGUUCGCACAGUGCAUGAAUGAGAAGCUGCCUCGAAAGGAGGGCAUUCCUCCUGAAGUCCGCACCUGGUCUGACUUUGUCGGAGGCAAGCUGAUGUAA
Messenger RNA from Monascus purpureus, 3531 nucleotides. NCBI's taxonomy places the organism in Eukaryota, Fungi, Ascomycota, Eurotiomycetes, Eurotiales, Aspergillaceae. The record is from the annotation of a GenBank genome assembly.